Molecule: messenger RNA, 864 nt
Organism: Suillus fuscotomentosus
Lineage: Eukaryota; Fungi; Basidiomycota; Agaricomycetes; Boletales; Suillaceae
Exons: 4
Coding region: 1-864 (287 amino acids)
Cellular component (GO): membrane
Source: RefSeq, a predicted model, not a curated record
AUGCCUGCAAAGACUAACAAACCGGCGAGACCAAAGGUCAAACGGUAUCAUGUGUACGCCGUCAUACUCUUCGUUAUGGGGACACUCUUUCCCCCACUAGCGGUAGCAGCAAGGUUCGGUCUCGGGAAGGACUUCUGGCUCAAUCUCUUACUCACGAUUUGUGGAUACAUUCCAGGACACGUGCACAAUUUUUACAUACAGAAUAUCAGGAAUAACAAGAAUCACCGCCGCACACCCAAGUGGGUCCAGCGCUAUGGCCUUGUCGACACUUCAACCAUCAAGCGUCAUGAACAGCGCUCCCAGUGGGCAGGGAGAUACAACGACCGUAAUCCGAACUCUGCUCUAGAUGAGCAGCCUCUGGAGGAAGGCCAAGUUGCGUCAAGCCGUUCAACAACACAGGAUCCCUCCACCAAGCCAGCCAAUGGCAGUGCUCUCUGGAAGCCUGAUGACGAAUCAUUCUACAACCCUGAACGUGAAGGUAGCAUGCGUUCAGCCGAAUCAGGGAGUUCUCGUUGGCAUUACCCAGCCAACUUCAACGAUACAUUUCCUGGUGCAGGAAACGCUCCAGCGCGAAAGAAGAAAAAGAAGAAAGAUAGGUGGGCGAGAACGGAGGAUGCAUAUAAUGCUCCCGAGCAGAAGAAACGAAAGAAGAAGUCAAGGAAUCGCUCUACACCUGACGAUGGCGGUGAUCUAGAGUCGACCUACUCACGCAGAGCAGGAUCAAGUGUUGAUUUGGAGGUGCCAGAAGAUGCAGCCGGUGGCACAUAUGGGAGACAAGUUGAAGGCAAUGGGCAUGUAACGGCGGAGAAUGACGAUACUGCCGCAUUGCAGGGCGAGAACGAUGUCUUCAACCACGAGUUCUGA